UCGUGAUGGGCCUAUCAUCGUGCUUGUUGCAUGCAAGUCGUCUUGUAAUGCCAUUAUUAUCCCACACAAACAACCUCCGAUCAGCAUUCAACUCCCUACUGAUUUUGAGAAACUCGCUAGAUUGGUGGACGCACUCCAGGAGGCAGUUCAUAAAGAGGCUGGUCCUAAAGGGAAACAACCAGCGCUGACAAAAGCUUUGAGGGAGUUGUGGGGCAAUGUUGUCCGCCCGGUGGUCGAGAAAUUGGGCGAAUUUGCACCACGAGGUUCCCGAAUAUGGUGCCCGACGUCUCUCUUCAACUUCUUGCCGUUGCACGCUGCUGGCGAGUACAGGGCAAAUGGAGGGUCCCUUUCGCAGUAAUACGUCAGUAAUACGUCUCUUCACACACGCCAUAGCUUACUGCGCUGAUGAAGGCUCGCAGAAGUCAUGACAGGUGCCUGUCGAUACCCUUUGCUGUCGUUGGUCAGAAUAUCCCAGCCGGUGCUUCAUUCACUUUGGAUAGUGUGGAGCCUGAGCUGGAAUUGGCGCGGAGUCUUCUGCCGCAUCCUCCAACAGUUUCUUUCACCAAAAUAACGAGCGUUGAUGCCACGAAAUCGAUAGCACUGCGCGCGUUGCGAGAUCAUACUUGGAUGCAUUUCGCGUGUCACGGGAAACAAAAAUACGACGAACCCUUCAAUUCGGCCUUUCUCACGCGCGACUAACCGCUUUCACUCCUCGAUGUCACCCAAAUGGAUCUCUCUCAGCAUCAAUUUGCAUUUCUUUCUGCCUGUGAAACUGCAGUCGGUGACUUCGAAACGCCCGACGAGGUGAUACAC
This is a messenger RNA of Suillus subaureus, 813 nucleotides long. RefSeq lists its product as uncharacterized. The transcript has a single exon. NCBI's taxonomy places the organism in Eukaryota, Fungi, Basidiomycota, Agaricomycetes, Boletales, Suillaceae. The record is from RefSeq and is a predicted model, not a curated record. The coding region runs from base 406 to 699 and encodes 97 amino acids.